Molecule: messenger RNA, 375 nt
Organism: Drosophila teissieri
Lineage: Eukaryota; Metazoa; Arthropoda; Insecta; Diptera; Drosophilidae
Exons: 1
Coding region: 1-375 (124 amino acids)
Source: RefSeq, a predicted model, not a curated record
AUGGCACUCUAUUAUAUUUUGGUGAUCAGUGUCCUGCUCGUCCUCGCCCAAGGAUCGUAUUUGUCGUCGGUGAAUCAGGAAUCUGGAGUGGGAGUGCAUCACUCUGGAGUUAUUUCAUCUGGAGCUCCAGCUGGUGGAAUAGCCCGUGGCCAUUCCACUGCUCCUCAGCCCCAACGUCCCAUCUCUGGGCAUGGAUCCCUCUCUGGUUCUGUUGGAGGAUCCCGUCGAGUUGCCGCAGUGGGAGUGGCCGGAUCUCGUACUCAUGGUGGAGCUGUUCGUCGUCCGUCUGCAGGCGCUCAUGGUCGUCCAAGUGCAAGUGCAGCUGCCCAUGGAAAUGCUUACCAGAAUAGCUAUCGCAGCCAAAAGCCUUAUUAG